AUGAUGAAUAUGAAUGAUUUACCUAUGCCUGAAGUCAAAAGAGAGAAAAAAUUAAUUGAAUUGGAUAAGGAAGAAAGGAUGAAUUUCGAAAAAGCCUUGAAGGAUAGUAAUGAUAAACUGCUUGAUGAUGUAAUUGAAAAUAAUAAUGAGAGUAUUAGUAAGGUGAAGGUUAAAGUUAAAUUGACGAAUAAAGGAAAUAAAUUCAAAAAAUUAUCUCAAAUAGUGAAAGAAAGUGAUGUAUCCAAAGAUGAUUAUAAUAUUCAAAGUGUUGAAUUAAUACAUAAUCAAUUUAGAAGUUCAGAAACAAUAGAUGUAUCUGAAAAUUUUUCAGAGCUUUUUGAUAUUCAGAUCUCUUAUCUUACUAAAGUACUAUAUAAUAAUCAACAUGAAAAAAAUCUACCUAUUUUUGAUGUACAAGAAUUUAUUAAAAUAAUUAAAAGUUAUAAACUAAAAUUAAAAGUUAUGAACUAA
Messenger RNA from Cetraspora pellucida, 471 nucleotides. Lineage: Eukaryota; Fungi; Glomeromycota; Glomeromycetes; Diversisporales; Gigasporaceae. The record is from the annotation of a GenBank genome assembly.